AUGUUUGAUGGUACAACGCCCACAGGCUCACCCGCAAUAAAUAUACCGAGUGCAGGCUCAAAUCCAGGUGAUAAUGGUAGUGGUGGCAAUAGUAAUAAUUCCCAACCUAUAGAUAUCACUUAUCAAAGACAACAAUCCAUAUUCAAUAACUCUAGAUUCAGAAGAGAAUCCAUUGCCCAUUCUCAUGGUAUGGGUGGUGUUUCCUGGGGAUCAGUUACUAUUGGAUCUUGGCUUAAAGAUGAAGUCAUGACUAAUUCAGGUAAUUUUGGGAAUAAUUUUACUCAACCACAAUCUCAUCAACAAUCCCAUCAACAACAACAACAGCAACAACAAUCACAACAGAAUAAUCAAUUCUUAACAGUUAAUCAAGCUUCUAAUCAAAAUUUAAUAAAUCCAAGAAGAGGAUCAUUCCGUCAUAAUAAUAAUUUAGCCAGUAUUUCGAUGUCGCCACCAUUACAAACAUCUUAUUUACCUGAAUUAGAAGCUGAUUAUUGUAAGGAUUAUAGUUGUUGUGGAGAAUUAUUACCCACUUUACAUGAUCUUUUAAGACAUUAUGAAGAAGCUCAUAUAAGUCCAUCACCACCACCUGAUCAUAAUAUAAAUAGAAAUAAUAGAAAUAGUUUUAAUAACAUUCAUAAUGUGUUAGAAACUGUAUCCACUACUGAUGUGUUUUUAAAUAAUACUAAUACCAAUCCUAAUAAUCAAUCAAGUCAUCCAUCUCAUACUAAUAAUUAUCAAUUUCAACCAAAUCAAUCUCAUAAUCAACUUCAUAGUCCUCAAGCUCAACAAAUUUCAAAUCCAAGUUUAAAUUUACAUAAUAAUCAUUAUAAUAUUCAACCUCAAGCUUUAAAUGCUAAUCCAUCAAAUACCUUACAUAAUAAUAAUAGUCAUAUGGGUAAUAAUAAUAAUAAUAAUAAUAGUAAUUCAAAUAAUACUAAUCCAAGUCAAUUACAUCAACAGCAACAACAACAAUCACCAAUCAUGAACUCUCCAAGUUCAGGUACUCCAAUGGAAGAAGAUGAUGGUAUGUAUAUUGAUGAUCCUGCUCGUCAUCUUUAUGUCAUGGAGAGUGAUGAACAUAAACCAUUCAAAUGUCCUGUAAUUGGAUGUGAUAAAAAUUAUAAAAAUCAAAAUGGUUUGAAAUAUCAUCGAUUACAUGGUCAUCAAGGUCAAACUUUAAAAGAAAAUCCCGAUGGUACCAUCUCUGUCAUUGAUCCUGAAUCAAAUGCUCCAUAUCUUGAUGGAGCCGCCAUGGAAAAAGAUAAACCUUAUCGUUGUGAAGUUUGUGGUAAAAGAUAUAAAAAUCUUAAUGGUUUGAAAUAUCAUAGAGGUCAUACUACUCAUUGA
Molecule: messenger RNA, 1347 nt
Organism: Scheffersomyces coipomensis
Lineage: Eukaryota; Fungi; Ascomycota; Pichiomycetes; Serinales; Debaryomycetaceae
Gene: SFP1
Product: zinc-coordinating transcription factor
Exons: 1
Coding region: 1-1347 (448 amino acids)
Cellular component (GO): nucleus
Source: RefSeq, a predicted model, not a curated record